AUGUUCCGUUUAUUAUUAUUAUUAAUAAUCAGUUUGCCGAUUGUAUUUUGUGCGUUUGGUGGCUUAGUUGGACGUGUACAAAGCACCGGUGUUCGAGGUACAUUAAUGUGCAACGGACGACCUGCACCUCGGGUACUUAUCAAAUUAUACGAUGAUGACAGAGGAAUUGAUAUGGAUGAUUUCAUGGGUGAAACAAAAUCUGAUUCGCAAGGAAAUUUCGAGCUCUCCGGCUACAUACAUGAAAUGUCACCAAUUGAUCCGAAAUUCAACAUUUACCAUGACUGCAAUGAUGGAAUUAAGCCAUGCCAGAGAAAAAUCAGCAUUAUGAUACCAGAUGGUUAUAUCACAGAAGCAAAAACACCACGGAAAUGGUAUAAUGCGGGUACAAUUGAAUUAGCUGGCAAAUUUGCUGGAGAAACUCGCGAUUGUAUACAUUAA
Molecule: messenger RNA, 438 nt
Organism: Brugia malayi
Lineage: Eukaryota; Metazoa; Nematoda; Chromadorea; Rhabditida; Onchocercidae
Exons: 3
Coding region: 1-438 (145 amino acids)
Cellular component (GO): cell surface
Source: RefSeq, a predicted model, not a curated record